AUGCCAGUACUGGAGGUGAUCUGCAGCCUGAUUGGCUGGUUCUGUCUCUACCUGCUGUUCUGCUGUAUCUUCGCUCAGCGGGGCCCCGAGUGGAACUGCCGGUUGGUCACUUUGUCCCACGGGGUCCUAAUAGUACUGCUGACAGCAUACGUCCUCUUCAUAGACGGACCCUUGCCUUUCACACAUGCAGGUACAGAAAACACUGAGCUCCAGACCUCAUGCCUGGCUGUCUGCCUCGGCUACUUCCUCUUUGACAUGGGCUGGUGUGUGUGCUACCACACCGAGGGCCCCGUCAUGCUGGCCCACCACACUGGGAGCAUCGUGGGCAUCCUGCUUGCUCUGCUCAUGGGAGUGUCCGGCUGCGAGACCUGCGGAGUCAUUUUUGGCAGCGAGAUCACCAACCCCCUGCUGCAGACCCGCUGGUUCCUCCGCCAGCUGGGCCGGUACGACAGCCUGCUGGGCGACGCAGUGGACCUGCUUUUUAUUUUAUUGUUCGCAACCGUGCGCGUGGGAGUCGGCACGGUGAUGUUUUACUGCGAGCUCACCUCUCCCAGGACCACGCUGAUAAUGAAGCUCGGCGGUGUGGCCAUGUACGGACUGGCCUGGGUGUUUAUGGUGGACAUAGCCAGAUUUGGCUACAAGAAAAGUAGGGCGAAGUACAAAAGGUGGCGCGAGAACCACAUACUGAAAGAAAUCAACGCACAAAAACUGGAUGGACAAAAGUAACUGAAGGAAUUCCUCUUUAAAGAUAAACUCAUCUGCCUACUUAUUCUUGCAGGGACAAAAGCUACAUAUUGUGGCAUCAAUAUAUCACAUAUCUGUUAGGGCUGGGAAUCACCAGAGGCCCCACGA
Perca flavescens (yellow perch) is the source of this 852-nucleotide messenger RNA. RefSeq names its product TLC domain containing 5b (gene tlcd5b). The record is from RefSeq and is a predicted model, not a curated record. Lineage: Eukaryota; Metazoa; Chordata; Actinopteri; Perciformes; Percidae. Bases 1 to 726 code for a protein of 241 amino acids. Gene Ontology annotation, cellular component: membrane. The transcript has 2 exons.